This is a messenger RNA of Solea senegalensis (Senegalese sole), 10744 nucleotides long. RefSeq names its product dachsous cadherin-related 2 (gene dchs2). NCBI's taxonomy places the organism in Eukaryota, Metazoa, Chordata, Actinopteri, Pleuronectiformes, Soleidae. Gene Ontology annotation, cellular component: plasma membrane. The transcript is spliced from 20 exons. Gene Ontology annotation, biological process: homophilic cell-cell adhesion. The record is from RefSeq and is a predicted model, not a curated record. The coding region runs from base 353 to 10216 and encodes 3287 amino acids. Gene Ontology annotation, molecular function: calcium ion binding.
UAUCUUAAGUAAUCAGGGCCACAGAUGGAGCAGAUCAGCUUGGGACGCGCCGCCCGCUGGGAGGAGUGUGUUCAGUGCGCACAGUUGGAACUCCGUGGGGCAGUGAUGUGUGAAGAAGCCACAGGGAUUUGCUCUCUCCGUGUGUGGAUUGUGAAGUCUCAGAAAUCACGCAAUGACUUGCUAAAGUUUUGUUUUUUGAAGAAAUGACUGCUGGCUGCUUUCCUGCGCGUAAAGAUGCCCCGCGCGUUAAAGUGGUUUCGUUUGGAGAAGUCCUCAAAACGCGUAUGUGUGAGUGAGUGACAGAUAAACAUGUAGCCGGAUUGUGACUCACAAACGUACAGGUGUGUAAGUCAUGGCUGAAGGAGGAAUUGGUGGCAGAAAUGCCGCAGCGUCGCUCCUCCAGACGCUCUUCCUGUCGCUAAUUUGCGCGCAGUCUCUCGGGCAGGUGUUCAACCUGACGCUGUCUGUUAAAGAGGGGUUGCCCGCUAAAACCAUCGUUGGAGAUCUUGGAGCGGGGCUGAACAGACCAAGCACUGGGUUCUUCAUCUCAGAGAGCAGAGACUCGUACGUGUUCAGAGACCUGGAAAUAGACGCGGACACGGGGAUCAUCUCCACAGCUGUGGUCCUGGACAGAGAGAGCAGGGACAAGUAUGAGUUUGUUGCAGCCACCCUCACAGGUGAGAUGAUCAGAGUGAAAAUACAGGUGAAAGAUGUGAACGACCAUUCACCUGUGUUUCCCUCCGAGGCGGUUGAUUUGGAGAUAUCAGAGUUGAGUCCACUGGGAAGUCGGUUUCAACUUCAAGGAGCGACAGAUAAGGAUGAGGGGGAGUUUGGUACCAGGGGCUACAGGAUUACAGAGAGUCAGAUGGGGGAGUUGUUCCACCUGGAUUAUCGCAGUGGUUCUGUGAAACGCAUGAGUCUGGAUCUCGUCCUGAACACCAAACUUGACAGAGAAACACAGAACUUCUACUCGCUGACCAUCGAGGCCUUCGAUGGUGGCGUCCCAGCCAGGACUGGAAGCCUUCAAGUGAACAUCCAUGUGCUGGAUGAGAACGACAACCCACCUGUGUUCAGCAGGACUGAAUACCACGUCUUGGUGCGUGAAGAUGCUGCGGUCAUGUCCUCCGUCUGUCAGGUACAUGCCACUGACCUGGACCUGGGUGACAAUGGUAGGAUCACAUAUGAGAUCAACAGGCGCCAGAGUGACCCACAUGAAGUCUUCUCCAUCAAUGAAACCACGGGGGUGGUUCACCUCAACAAGCCGCUUGAUUUCGAGACUCAGGCUUUUCACGAGUUGAUCGUCAGCGCGACAGACAACGGCGCUCAGCCUGAGUCCAGCAGCACUUUUGUGGGUGUAAAAGUGCUCAACAUCAAUGACAACAGUCCCACCAUCAGCAUCCUGUUCCUCAGCGAGUCAGGAGACGCUGUGGUGUCCGAGGCAGCGGCGGUUGGGGACUAUGUUGCCAGGAUUUCAGUGUCAGACCCUGACCUGGAGAAAGACGGGGUCACUGUCACGCUUGAAGGAGGUGAUGGAAAGUUCAACCUGAAGCAGACCGAUUAUCUUCUGUAUGCUUUGUGCGUUAACGCAGAGUUAGACAGGGAAGACAACGAUAUGUAUGAGCUCAAAGUACAAGCAUCAGAUUUUGGAAGCCCACCCCUGAGCAGCAAGACGGUCUUCUUCCUAAAGGUGGCCGACACCAACGACUGCCAUCCUGUGUUUGAGAAAGAUGCAUACAUCAUCAGCAUCUCAGAGGAUGCUCCUCCAGGGAGUUCCCUGAUCCAGAUGCAGGCCCGAGAUGCAGAUGAAGGCGUCAACUCAGACAUCAGAUACUCCAUCCUCAAGUCCAACCAGGACAGCCUGAUCAGCAUCGACCCAGAGUCAGGCCUCGUCACCACAGCUGUGAGUCUGGACAGGGAGACACAGGUGCAGGUGUGGUUUCUGGUGGUGGCUGUGGACAGAGGGGAACCAGCUCUGUCGUCUACGGCCACAGUCACUGUGCUGGUGGAGGACGUCAAUGACAACGAGCCGGUGUUCCAGCAACAGCUGUACAACGUGUCCAUCCCGGAGCACAGUGACAUCGGAAGCUGCUUUUUACAAGUUGUUGCCACAGAUGCAGACAGUCCUGAGUUUGGCACGUUGUUCUACUCGUUGUCUGAUGGUUUUGACAAACAGGACCAACACCCUUUCUUCCAAAUCCACCCGCAGACCGGAGAGCUGUGCGUCGCUCAGGAUAUCGACCGAGAUACGGGACAGACCAUACAUGAUAUUCUGAUCAAAGCUGAAGACCCUGGAGGCCUGAGCGCUCAAACCUACGUGCACAUUGAGAUAGAAGACCUGAACGACAACGCUCCAGUGUUUAACCCUGAUGAGUACACCGUGAGCAUCAGCAGCCACGCACAGCCCGGCACGGAAAUCCUCAACGUCAUCGCUACCGACCGAGAUUCUGGCUCAUUUGGACACGUCACCUAUGAUACCGUCCCUGGUGACGAGUCCAGUUUAUUUACUGUGGAUAAACAAACAGGAACGCUCUUCCUGACCUCCACUCUGACCCGUCUUGGAGCAGCCAGUGUGAAGCUGCGAGUCACGGCACAGGACGGAGGGGGACGGACGUCAGUCAGACCUGCCGCAGUCACCGUCAACAUCCUACGCAGCGCUCACGCUCCAGCUGUGUUCCAGAGGUCACGCUACACCUUCACUCUGCCGGAGGACACACCACCAGGGACGCCUGUGGGCACAGUGGUGGCCACACACCCAGCAUACUCGAAGGAGUCUGUGUCCUACAGAAUCUCCUCUGGUGAUCCUCUGGGUUUGUUCUCCGUUCAUCCCAAAUCCGGCCUGAUCAGCAGCGUCAAACCUCUGGACCACGAGUCGCAGUCGUGCGCUCUGCUGGUUCUUCAGUCCUACACGGACACGUCUCCGGUGUACAGCACCACACAAGUCAACGUCACUAUCGCCGACGUCAACGACAACGCCCCCGUCUUCCCCAAGCGCGCCGACACCAUCACUGUGUCCCAGAACACUCUCCCAGGAACUGUGCUGUUCAUCGCUCACGCCCACGACUAUGACAGCGGCGCCAAUGGGCGGGUGCACUAUUACCUGAAAAGGGGCAAACUUGGUUUGUUUGUUGUGGACUCCAACCUCGGGACAGUGACUUUAAACCAGAGUUUACAGGUGGAUCACCAGCAGAGGUAUGUCCUGGAAAUUGUGGCUAAAGAUGAAGGAGAGCUGCCCCUGAGCGCCACGCUGACCCUCACUGUCAACGUGGACCGCACCGCGGCUGAGGACAGCCUGGCGUUCGAGACGUUAGUCUACCAGGUGGAGAUAGGCGAGGGAUACCGCAAAGAUUCCAGGGUCAUCCAAGUGAGAGCGCACCGCACUCGUGGAGCUCACAUGUCCAACUCGGGUCUGACCUACUCCCUGGAGGCAGAAGCUGGCUUCCCUCCUGCUCCGUUUCGAGUUCAUCCAAAGACAGGAUGGCUGUAUCUUUCCCGCAACCUGGACUACGAGACUGAAUCCACGUAUCGCUUUCGAGUGUCGGCCACAGCCCACGACGCCUCCCUGGUUAACACAACAGUGACAGCCACGGUGACUGUGCUGGUGCUGGACAUCAAUGACAACGCUCCGGUGUUCAGCACUGACGUCUACUACUUCACUGUAUCGGAGGGGUCGUCACCUCAAGGCCUGGUGGGAACGGUCAAAGCCGUGGAUAAGGAUUCUGGGAAAAAUGCCCAGCUGUCCUACAUCCUGCUGUCGGAUGGGAAGUUCUUCCGCAUCAAUACUAAAACAGGUGAAAUUAUGAACUGGGUGGCGUUGGACAGGGAGCAGCACAGCCAGCACAGCCUGAAGGUGAUGGUUACAGAUCAAGGUCGCCCUCGUCUCAACGCCACGGCCACCGUUCACAUCCUGGUCAAUGACGUCAAUGACAACGCUCCACAGUUUAUGCACCUGCCUGCCAGCAAGGAGAUGAACGUGCAGAUUUGGGCUGGUCUUCCAUCAGGAUCCCUAGUGGCAAACAUGUUUGCCAAAGAUUUGGAUGCAGGAGAAAAUGGGACCGUUACCUUCUCGUUGAUCACAACUGAUUUUGAGCGCGAUGGUCUUGGACACUUUGAGAUUGACAGUAAAAACGGUGAGAUCAGAACAACAGAGCUUUUCACCCAGAAUGCUGAACCACACUACACUUUUCAAAUUACCGCCAAGGACGGUGGAGACGAUCCUCAGGAGGACACGGCAGUCAUUCAUGUACAGAUAAAUAAUCAACAUUUGAACAUUCUGCAGGUCCACAGCUUAGAGGCUCUGCAUGGCCUCUACACUGACCGUCACAUUGUGAAACACUUCACAGUGCGAGAGGACGCAGACCCGGCGACUGUCAUCGGCUCCGUCAGUGUCUCAGAUAAAGGAAAGUUCCACUAUUCCAUUUCUGAGGGCGACGGAAGCGUUCACUUUGGCAUCGACAGCUUUUCCGGUGACAUUUACGUCAACCGGCCGCUGGACUACGAGUCCACCACACAGUACAUUCUCAUGGUUGAAGCUGAAGACGCGGGGCUCGCUCCUGGCGUGAACAUGUCAGUACUGGUCAGUGUGAUCGUGGAGGAUGUGAACGACCACACGCCCUGGUUCCCUGAUAAGCUGGUGACGUUCGGUCUGACAGAAGACACCGCCGUCGGAUCGCUGGCUUUUGCUUUUAAUGCCAGAGAUGCUGAUGGGACGUUUUCUAACAGCGCCCUCUGCUACACUCUGACCUUUGACCCUGAGGUUAGCCGCUCAAAAUCAUACUUCCCCUUUCAGAUCAACCCUCACACAGGGAGUCUGACUGUCGCGGCACCUUUAGACCGCGAGACCACGGCCAGCUUUGCCUUCACCGUCACAGCCACCGACCAGGCGAAGAAGACAGAGGAGCGUAAGCAGGCGUCAGUGACAGCUCAGGUCUUUCUGCUAGACGUGAACGACAACCGACCGGUGUUCAUAUCAGCGAACACAGUCCAGGUGAUGGAGGACACCGAGGUCGGGAGUCUGCUGCAUCACUUUGUGGCCAUAGACAGAGAUAAAGGUGAAAACGGACUCAUCUCCUACUUCGUCAUAGCUGGAAACAAGAAUGGAUUCUUCACAUUGGAGGAGAGAACAGGUCUUUUGUUUCUCUCGGCCCCUCUGGACUACGAGAGACAGCGUCUCCACCGCCUGACCAUCCGUGCCGUGGACCACGGCCUUCCCUCGCUUUCCUCCACCCAGACUCUGACAGUGGAGGUGGAGGACGUGAACGACCGGCCGCCUGUCUUCAGUCAGAGCGUCUACGCAGCUGUCGUGGAGGAGAACAGAGACCCGGGGGAACCGGUGGUCAGAGUCUCUGCCACGGAUGAGGAUUCGGAGGAGAACGCCGUGUUGUGGUAUAGUCUGCUGCCGGGCCCAGGCUACGAUCUCUUCAGCAUCAACCCUUACACCGGUCUCAUCACCACCACCUCCUACCUAGACCGAGAGCAGCAGCAGGGCUACACCCUCAGGGUCCAGGCUUGUGAUAGCGGUGUAAGGCCUCUCACCGCCACCGCCACGGUGCAGUGCUCGGUGCUGGACGACAAUGACAACACUCCAGAGUUCAUGCAUUCAUCCUUCCAGAUCAGCCUGCCAGAAAACCUGCCCCCCGGAGUCAUCCACACUGCUCAGGCCUCAGAUCCCGACCACGGGGAAAAUGGAACUAUACACUACUCAAUAUUGGGUGAAGACUACAGAGGUCGCUUUACCAUCAACAGUCACACAGGCGCUCUCAGCACCACGCAGGUCCUUGACCGCGAGGAGAGGCAGAACUACACACUCAGCAUACAGGCCCGUGACUAUGGCCCCGUCCCACUCAGCUCCACCACAGAGAUCCAGCUGGUGCUGCUGGACCAGAACGAUAACGUCCCCUCUUUCCUCAGCAAGAGCUACCACGCCUCCAUCAGCGAGGGCUUACCUGCCGGAACGGAGGUCCUGUGCGUCACCGCCUUCGAUCCAGACGAUGGUUCAAAUGGUGACAUAACCUAUUCGCUGACGGACGACAGCAGCCAGGGGGCGUUUUCUGUAGACGUUUUCACAGGAGUGAUCCGCACCACCAGAGCUCUGGACAGAGAGAGCCGGGCUCAGUUCACCCUCAGAGCUGUUGCUACAGACGGUUGCACCCAGGGACCACAGAGCUCCAUGGCAUAUGUGACCAUACAGGUGGAGGACGUGAAUGACAAUGUGCCAGUCUGUGACCAGAAUCCCAUGAAUGCGUGGGUGUCCAUGACAACUCUACCAAACCAGAUAGUUACCACUGUGUUGGCGACAGAUGGUGACCACGGUGAGAACGGAACAAUACGUUAUACGUUGACUGAUGAAGAAAAUCUGUUUGACAUCAACGCCGAGUCCGGAGAGAUUUCACUGAGGAGACGAAUGAGGGCAGGUUUCUCGGGGAGGAAGCUGCAGGUUGUGGUUUCAGACCAAGGACGUCCAGCUCUGACCACUACCUGCUUGGUUUUUGUCCACCUGAAAGGAGAACAUGAAGGACUCAAGUUCACAAACCUCGUCUACAACACUACUGUCAGGGAGAACAGUAGAGCAGGCACUUGGAUUGCUAAAGUGGAGGCCAGUGACCAAACCAACAGCAGGCAGAGGAUAACCUACACCAUAUUCAGUGGCAACGAGAAUCACAUUUUCUCCAUUAACCGUCACACAGGUGAGAUUCGGGUGCAGAAAGAUAAUUCCCUGGACUUUGAGGUGAAUCCCCAGAUCCAGCUGGUGGUGCUGGCUGACAGCGAGCUGCAGACGGCUCACUGCAGGGUCUCCAUCACGCUGCUGGACAUCAAUGACAAUGCGCCGCUGUUUGAACACAGCAGUUACAGGACAGCUGUCUGGGAGGGGCAAGUGCAUAACACCUACAUUAUGCAGGUGUUUGCGUCUGAUGCAGACAGCGGCAUCAAUGGGCAGAUCGAGUAUUCAAUUGUGUCCGGUAACAACAAUGAAGCAUUCAUCUUGGACUCUGUGCGAGGGAUCCUCGCUACCAAUGUUUUACUGGACCGUGAGAUCACCCCAUCAUACAAGCUGGUUUUGCAGGCGACAGACAGGGGGAACCCUCCGCUCAGCAGCAGCACCACCAUCAGGGUUCAAGUGGUGGACGUGAAUGACAACAGCCCCACCAUACCUCCCAUGGAGACUGUGGUUAUAGCAGAGAAUCUGCCCGCAGGUUACAUGGUGACCCAGGUGAUAGCGAACGAUGUGGACUUGAACUCCGCGAUCACCUACAGUUUUUCAGACAACAGUAGCACCAACAGCCCCUUUGCCAUUGACAGAUAUACUGGUGUGGUCACACUAACACGAGCCCUGGACUACGAGGAGCAGACAGAGUAUACACUGACAGUUUGGGCAUCUGACUCCCUCCACCAGACUUCUGGGGAGGUCAGAGUUCAAGUGCUUGACGUCAAUGACAAUUCUCCUGUCUUCAGCCAGGUCUCCUACCAGGUGGAGCUGUCAGAGCUGGUCUCAGCUGACACACUGGUUGUGUCAGUGUCUGCUGUGGACAGAGACUCUGGACUCAAUGGCAAGAUCAGCUACAGACUGUUUUCAUCUCCUUUACAAGGCUUUUACAUCCUGGCAGAAAAUGGAUCAAUUUUCACCAACAAGCCCCUCAAGACCAUCACAAACAGCAACCUAAUCCAUCUUCUGGUUGAAGCAAGAGAUGGAGGCAAUCCUGUACACUCCACUGUCACCUCCAUUGAUAUACUGAUUCUUGACACCAACGAUCAUCCACCGUUGUUCCACCAGGACAUUUACACCUUCACCAUCUCAGAGGACACUCCCACAGACACCACCCUUUUGACUCUGUCUGCAGAGGACCAAGACUGGAGCCCUGAAAACACCCAUAUGGACUAUGCCAUCAUCAAGGGAAAUGAGGAAAAACGCUUUUGUUUGGAGGUAAAAUUGAGUCAAGUUGAGAAUCAGUUGAAGAAUGUAGGAAAACUGGUUCUGUGUAACCCUUUAGAUCGUGAGACCACAGACAGCUACACAUUAACGGUGACUGUAUCCGACAGAGGAACACCUCCAAUGAACAGCUCUGCUGUUGUUAUGGUGAUGGUGACGGACUGCAACGACAAUGCACCUGUCUUUUCCAGCGCAGAAUAUCAUGCACGCUUGAGUGAAAACAGUCUAGUAGGCACCAGUUUGGUUCAGGUUAGUGCUCAAGAUCUCGACUUGGGAACUAAUGGCCUGGUGCGGUAUGACAUUAUAUCUGGGAACACCAAAGGCCACCUCAAGCUUGACCCUCAGUCUGGUCUUCUGGUUGUCAACCACUCACUUGACUAUGAGGAAGACUCAAAAUACACCCUUACUAUUAGAGCAUCUGAUGGCGGUGAAUUACCUGAAGAACAUAAUGUUGCUUUUGCAGUUGUCUUCAUCACAGUGUUGGAUGAAAAUGACAACUCUCCAUACUUCAUGUUCCCUGCACUUAACUGUUCUGUGAUGGAGAAUCUUCCAGCAUUUACCCACACGUGUUCGGUCCUUGCUAUUGACAAUGACUCAGGCCAUUAUGGCCAGCUCACUUACUCAAUUAUAUCUUCCUGCUUCAUGGACUAUGGCAGUGGCAGCCCAGAGAGAAAGGAUGCUUUUGGCAUUGACCCCUUCACAGGCAAUAUUCACACCAAACAGACCUUUGAUUUUGAACGGGAGAGUGAGUACUGCUUCAUGGUGGAGGCCAGGGACAAAGGCGACAAAGCAGCUACAGUCAGAGUGCAGGUGACCAUCAAGGGAGUGGAUGAGUUCAGUCCGGUCUUCACCCAGAAGCAGUACCACUUCCUACUGCCAGAAAAUGUCAGGCCUGGAGAGACAGUCGGUUACGUGAUGGCAAUGGACCACGAUGGAGGGGUGGAUGGGAUGGUGGAGUACUCCUUAGUCAACCCGUCACCAUUUUUCUCACUAAACAAAACCAUUGGUGCCAUCUUUGUAUCAGGUCAUGUAUUUCGCCAAAGAGGCCAUGCCAGUGAGGAUAUGGUGGAGCUGCUUGUUUCUGCAGGUAGUCCAAGAUUGGGUUCUAAAUCUACCACCUGCCUGGUUUUUGUCAACAUCUCCAGUUCAGCAGAAGCACUUACCGGGCUUCCCCUUGAUACACACAUGCUCAGUCUAACUGUCUCAUUGACUACAUUCCUCAUUGUUGUUGUAAUUUUUGUGGGCUUGGUUCUUAGGUGCAAGCUAAAACAGGCUGCGAUAAAAAAAGCGGCUGCCAUUGCAACAAACUUGAACUGUGGUUCAGGCUCGUUGGGUAGAUCCACUAGCUUUAUGCAAAGUUCGAAUUCUCUUCAAGUGAUUAAACGGCCCAGCAUUGUGGUGACGAAGAGGGACAUAUCAAACCCAUACAAUCAGUCAGACUCCAGCGGUCGUGGAUCGGCAGAAGGUGAAACAGCUGAGGACCAGGAGAUCAAGUGGAUUAAUAAAUUCUCUUGCCAUAAAGUAGAUGAAUAUGUGAACAACAACCAGAUCAUGGAGAUCCCAGAUUCUGCCUUACCGACAGACAAUAUCUCCUGCAACUCCAUCGAAAUGGAGCCGGAGUACAUUUUAUCAGUUAAUAAAUGUUUAGGCUCAGCAAUGGCCAGCAUCGAAAGCCUCCACCACUUCAAAGAGGAGGGAGGAGGUGAGGGACUACUCCCUGCAAUAUUCAGGGUGAAGGAUAUGGAGGAGAGCAUGGGGACCAAAGGGUAUGCUCCCCUCUCUGAAGCUCACUGCCCUACAGAUUCACUCUCAUCGCUGUUGUGUUCAGUGGAACAGCUGCAAGGCAGCUACAACUGGGAGUACCUACUGGACUGGGAACCACGUUUUCAGAGUCUGGCCUCCGUCUUCACAGAUAUCGGGAUGCUCCCCGAUGAGGAGCUACAGCUGGGCCGUGAGGACUUAGCAGCAGAAUCGAGCUCUCUCAUGUACCCACCACCUCUAAUAACAGGAGUGGCUCAGCCUGGCAUCAGGAAUGUUCCGCCACGAAAGCUGGGGCGUGUACCAAGUCUUGGCAGGAGGCCUUCUCAGCGCAAAUAUGCGUAUUCACCGUUAGCCAGGAACACAGGUCUUACACCUUCAGCCAUGACACCAUCCUUUACCCCAUCACUGUCUUCACUUACCAUGAGGACCCCCACUGCUUCUCCAGUUGUCUCUGACACUGGGGUGGGGGGGAUCAGACUUGACACAGGACCGCUCACUGUAAGUCUAUUGGAGGCAGAAAUACAAGUAUAGACAGGGGUACCUGUCACAUCAGACGGUAGUAUCUUAUGGGACUCCAAGGGACAAUGGACAGAUUAUGAUAGUAAUAAUUCAGGUUUACUGACAACAUUUUUAAAGAUAUGCAUAAAAAUGUCAGCCAUGGUAGAGCUAAAACAACAAAGUCCUACACAUAUCCCCAUCAUUGUCUCAGGUUUUUCAUAAUAUAUUCCGCCAUUAAAAUGCCUUUAAAAAUCACAUGAUGGGUGUAACUCAUUUAAUCCAUUCAGUGUAUCACAGUAUCUUCUGUAUUUUUCCAACUAGAAAUGUUGAGGCUAAUGAUCACAGAAAACUAACUGCUCUUUAUUUUACAGACAUACGAAACAUGAUUAUAUUGUCCUGGGAUUAUUCAUUUACUAUUCAUAAUCUUAUUAUAGUCUCUUUACAUCAGUAUUGCUCCUAUGUGUGUUGACUGAAAACUGUGGACACAGCACUUUAUGUCCCAUAGGCAGGGAAUUGUGUGAGUUUUCAUUUGAAUAAAAUUACAAAUUUCAAUAAAUUAAA